UGCGUCCGACGUGGAAGCUUUUCCUCAAAUUUUGCAGAAGAAAUUCUGACAAAAUCCUUGAUUAUUCUAAAAUAGAACGAAAUAUACGAAACUGGUCCUGCAACCAUUUGAUGCACUGAUGUUGACAUCGUUGCUAUAGAAACAACAACAAGAUGGGUGCUAACAGCAGCAGUAUAAGCGAGUUGACGGAAAACGUCUACCUACAGAGAUUGAGUGGGACAGAUUCGAUAUCGGCCAAUGAUCCUUUCUGGAAUCAGCUGUUGUCGUUUACAUUCCAACAGCAGCAUAAUGUAAACACAGGGAUGGCUUGGUCAAGGUCUGAUAAUCGUCUCCUGGAAGAAUCUACUCUAUCCAUUUGUAAAACGUUAGCAAUAAACAACUGUCGGACAGGAAACUUUGGUGCCCUGGUCAGAGUGUAUCUAAGACGGGCCGCAGAGUUGAAAGCCUCGGUGCAGACUUCUGACAACAUGUUCACCUGGCAAACAUACAAUGCCCUCUUUAUCAUCCGAAACAUCUGUAAAUAUUUCCUGGAGAAUCUGUCUGAAGAAGUCGUAAAGCAGGAGUUUGAUACGAAACCGAAGAUGGAAAAUGGCGAGGCGGAGUUAGAGACCGACACAGACUUGAUUGAUGAGUUUAUGAGUUCUCUCAUGGAGGUGAUGGUGGAUGUGCCAAUUACAAAUUUCACGUACGCCCUUCACCUUGAAGCUAUCAGCACGGUCCUUGUCCUUCUGUCCGUACAGAUGUUCACAACGCAGACGGCUAGUCAUUUACAUAUUUACCAAUACAUUAUGAAGGGCAAAAGUUCAAGUCAUGCUAGUGCACUAAUGAAGACGCUGCUAUUGAAUUAUAUAAAACAGGAGAAAUGUCCGCAAGAAUUAAUUAAGAAUCAGGCAGGAGGUGGCGUGCUCUAUGGUAUAACGGCAGCUGUAGCCUCUGGUCUUUGGACGGCCUUGACCUUAGGCCUGGCGAACAAGACGGAACCACAUGAGGAAGUCGCAGAUACAUUAAUAGCCAAUCAGAGUCUCCUCUUGAUAUUGAUUCUGACCAAUCACUGCACGAGCGAGCAGAGUUUACACAAUCCAUAUCGUCAGGCGUUGUUUUCUUUCACAAAUGCUCAAGAAGUGCCAGCAGACGACACUCCACGUGCAGCAGACGCACCAUUCGAGAUGGACUUUCCCAAGUUAUACGAGGCCAUGUGCAAAACGCUUAAAGAUGACCAGACCACGUUACUCUUGUAUUUAUUAUUACAUAGAAAUACGUCGAUGAAAUCAUUCAUAUUAUCACGAACGAACAGCGACAUGUUGGUGAUGCCGAUAUUAAGGAUUCUGUAUCACGCGCAGGAGAAGAAUUCUCAUCAUAUCUACAUGGCGCUGAUCAUUAUCCUUGUACUCAGCGAGGAUGAUGUGUUCAACAAGGGAAUACAUGAAACGAUGCUGAAAAAUGUCAUGUGGUUCAAAGAACGGCAGAUCUCAGAAAUAACGCUCGGCGGUUUGUUAGUUCUCGUCGUGAUUCGAACGAUACAAUACAACAUGACGAGAAUGCGGGAUAAAUAUCUUCACACGAAUUGUCUCGCAGCGUUAGCGAAUAUGUCGUCCCAGUUCAGUGAACUCCAUCCAUAUGUAACACAGCGUAUUGUGAAUUUAUUUGCGCAGCUCUGUAAGAAACACACGCGUCUUGUCGACCAGAUUCGAAACGCGGCUGCCGAGUUCCACAAGAAUCAGGAGUCUGGAUCAGAGACGGAUUAUGAUCAAGAUUUGGCCUCGCAAUGUUCGGACGAUUCAACCCCUUCGUCAUAUACGUACGAUGACUUUGUGCAAGAUUUGUCCGUUUUGGAAGAAGUCAUCCGUAUGGUUCUUGAAAUCAUCAACUCCUGUUUGUCUCAUUCGUUACAUCACAACCCGAACCUAGUCUAUACUCUCCUCUAUAAGAAGGAGCUGUUCCACCACUUCAGAACUCAUCCAACGUUUCAAGAUAUCAUCCAAAACAUUGAUACGGUUCUGUCCUACUUCACAAGCAGAGUCGAACAACAGGAGAAAAACCUGUCAGUCGACCAAGUCAAGGAAGUCAUCGAUCAAGGUAUACGCCAAUUUCGAAAAGAUCGGUUGAAGAAAUUCCCAGAAUUGAAGUUCAAAUACGUCGAGGAAGACUCACCCGAGGAAUUUUUCAUUCCAUAUGUCUGGUCUCUUGUGUAUCACUCGUCAAAUCUGUAUUUUAAUCCUGAUAGAAUUCAGCUGUUUACCUUGUCAACGUAGCAGUAACUAUGGCAACAGAUGGUUCCUAAGCAACUUGCGUUGUCUAUGGCAACAACAUAAAUUUUGUUAAAGAUUAAAGUUAUCCUUUAAGGAAAUUGCCUCACACCUUGGUGAUGAGUCUUUGUUGUUUUCUGCUACCAUAGCAAGUGGUAUUAGCCAUGAAAAUGGCUUGUCCUUAACUGUUAGGUAAUUUUGUUUAAGAUUGAAAAUUUUCCUUGAAGGAAAAUUGUUUGUUCAAACUUCUGUUCCGUCAUCUUUGUGUUGAAAUUGCUAUAGCAACUUGUGUUGUCCCUAGCAACCAUGUAAUUUUGUUGAAAAAGGUUUCCAAGCUUGUAUCUCAACAGGAAUGAUUCAAGAACUUGUGUUGUCCCUAGCAACCAUGUAAUUUUGUUGAAAAAGGUUUCCAAGCUUGUAUCUUAACAGGAAUGAUUCAAGAACUUGUGUUGUCCCUAGCAACCAUGUAAUUUUGUUGAAAAAGGUUUCCAAGCUUGUAUCUCAACAGGAAUGAUUCAAGUCCAAAUUUAAACUUAAACUCUGAUUAAUUUUGAAAGCUUGGAAAGGUACCCCUCUGGUUAUAGUUUCCUUAGAGAAAAGUCUUGGAGAAAAGUCUUUCGGUAAAGGAAUAUGUUUGAAAGAAUGAUUAGUUUUAUCACUUCUACAGCUGAUAGGUCACAAUUGCAUCAAAAACAGUCGCAAUAUUUUAUCAACUGCCUCCAUUACCUGAAGUGUUUGGGGGCGCAACUUAAGACUGGGUAAUGUUCGCGAAGCCAAAAGUUCCCAACAGUGAUUCCGGUCCCAAAUGGUUGGUUUCUAUGCAAUGUGACAUCUGUAAUCAGGACACCUCUCGAAUGGGGACAACAUUGUCCGUCCCAGGAAGUUCCAAAAAAGAGUGGUUUCGCUCCAUAUGGGACACCAUCAUCCUUAGGUCCUGUCACCACGAACUUGUCCUUAUCACCUGAAAAAUUCUGAAAUUAACUCUGAAAUUCUUGCGACGUGAACUCGCAGGCACGAGAAAAUAUGAGCUAUGUAGCCCCCCCCCUCCCCCUUUAAUUGACAAAAGACCACCUUUCCAACAACACUCAUGAAAUGAUAGUACAAAGUAGUCUGUGUGUGUUGUCAGUAAGGGUGUGUUUGUCCGUUGAUUUGGGGGGGGGCUGUUGAGAUCUUAUCAUCACAUGCCUGGGCUUUCAUUGUAGAAUCUGGAAAAUCUGCCACAUGGUGCCAUACAAAAGUAAUUAGCAGACUAGAAAAGUGUAAUUCUAAUUUUGGAAAUGCAUUUUACAAUCAAGUCACACAUUUGGCCUCAAUAGAACUUAAGACAUUCUCCAAUUUAAAGUGAUACUAUGAUGUGAUUUACAACUUUGCGGAAAUACGUCCGUUUUUAAUUGUUGAUCACAAAUGUUAAGCUCAAAUUUUCCAUUUUUGAUUAGAUUUAUUAUAAAAUCGCUGAAUGUAAACCACCGCGACCGCGAAAAUGUUCAUAUUGUGACGUCAUCAACGAAAACGGCAUCGAAGCGAGCCAUCCGGGCGGGAUUAAACCAUCAAUUUCUAGAAAAUGUGCAUUUCGAUUCGAAAACCUUACCAAUUUAUGAGAAAGUGACGUAGUCAUUUGUCAAAAACAGCUAAAACAAUAUGUGGUGAAAUUUGACACGAGUUACCCUUUAAAAUGUAAUUCUCACAAUCAAUUUUUUUAUGGUUCUUCCUUCCUUGUGAUAUUUUUUUAUGUUGUGAUCAGAGCUGUACAAAUUUAAUGCAUAUUUAUGUUAAAUAUCAAUCUAUUUCUUGUCCAUGUUUUGCCGGGCAUUUUGCCUGGGUGACAUUGUCUGUAUGUUUGUGUAUUAAGGGGUGGGAGUAUGAGCCUAUGUUUCUUAUAGGCCACAGUAGAGUUGCCAGAACCACUCUCAUACCUGAAUACCUUCUCUAAAGAAUUGUGCUGAUUCUUCCUUUUUCUUCUCCUCAUUCUCAAACUUAUUCGGACAGUCCUGUUCUGGUGAAGAAUGCUGUCAUCUGUCUCAGUUACAGGCCAGUUCUGGUGAAGAAUGCUGUCAUCUGUCUCAGUUACAGGCCAGUUCUGAUGAAGAAUGCUGUCAUCUGUCUCAGUUACAGGCCAGUUCUGGUAAAGAAUGCUGUCAUCUGUCUCAGUUACAGGCCAGUUCUGGUGACAAAUGCUGUCAUCUGUCUCAGUUACAGGCCAGUUCUGGUGAUGAAUGCUGUCAUCUGUCUCAGUUACAGUUCUGGUAAAGAAUGCUGUCAUCUGUCUCAGUUACAGGCCAGUUCUGGUGAUGAAUGCUGUCAUCUGUCUCAGUUACAGGCCAGUUCUGGUGAUGAAUGAUGUCAUCUGUCUCAGUUACAGGCCAGUUCUGGUGAUGAAUGCUGUCAUCUGUCUCAGUUACAGGUCAGUUCUGGUAAAGAAUGCUGUCAUCUGUCUCAGUUACAGGCCAGUUCUGGUGAUGAAUGCUGUCAUCUGUCUCAGUUACAGGCCAGUUCUGGUGAUGAAUGAUGUCAUCUGUCUCAGUUACAGGCCAGUUCUGGUGAAGAAUGCUGUCAUCUGUCUCAGUUACAGGCCAGUUCUGAUGAAGAAUGCUGUCAUCUGUCUCAGUUACAGGUCAGUUCUGGUGACGAAUGCUGUCAUCUGUCUCAGUUCCUCCUGGUCACUGUAACUGGGCCUUGAUGCAGGUUCAGGAUGGCCAGAACUUGUCCUUAGAUAAGGUAGGUUCUGAGAAUUUUGUCAGGAUAUGGUCAACAGUCAAUUUGGUGUUACUAUCGUUGCCCAAACCCUCACAUUAAACUGCUGUGCAGUGCGAGGGGUCUGGCCAUGGUCAAAUAUAUUUUGGUUGACCAUUCAAACUACAGAUGGCAGCACUGUGCCUAUGCAUUUCCUUCUGAAGCAGGGUUUUGAAGCCCUUGCCUGCCUGGCCCUUUUAAAUUUUAACAAACACUUUACUAGAUGACUUAGCGGCACUGGGGAUAGGUCAAACUAACAUACUAAAAGCAAUAUUAGAUUCAUAAUAUUUAUAAUAUAAAAUUGAUUUAACUCAACAUAUCACAAUUACUUAUUGCAUUGGUUGUGAAAUGGAGAAUCGUUAGGAUUCAUAUUUCUGUGAGAAAACGGCAUAGGAUUUGAAAAUAUUGACUCUUCUGUAAAACAGUGCCCAAGCGAUUGACCGUACUGUAAAGGGAAAUGGAUUUCCGGUAUCAAAAGGUUGGCCCAGUAUUUUAUGACUGGUGAAAUUUAGUGGCAAAAGGAGUGCAUCACGCCCUUCUGAAAUAUUUAUUUGAGGAAAGAAUUUUGCCAUAUCUGUUAAUUAUUCGAGCGGGAACCGUCCGUGUAGGACCUGAAUCAGUAUAUUCAGAGAACGGGUGAAAAAUUUAGAACAUGAAAGGCAGGCUUUAUUUUAUUUUAUUAGUUGCACUCGCUUGUCAAAUAUUUCUUGGGACACCUUGUCGUGAUCAUAAUUUUUUUUUCGUGAGGUUGUAAAUUCUCUACAGGCCAUCUCGUGCACACUGUUCAAACUUGUACAUAGUCUCUCUCAUCUGUAUAUAUAUGCAUAUUCAAGGUAAUAAGUCACAUAAAAUGAAUUUUAUUCGUUUUCUUCCUGUAUUCUUACCCAAGAAAUGAUGGCAUUGAACCACCCAGCCUGCCACUGAAACAGAAUAUCUCUCACAAAAAAUUAAACGAAGACCUUCUUAUACAAAAUGCCGAAUUUAUUUUAAACAAAAACAAUAAUUUAUACCUGCGUGUGAUAACACCAGAAGGUGAACGCAUGGAAUAUCUGGAGAGGAAAAUAUUCAAAUUUCCAGCAGCCGCAAAAUGUUGUGCUAUGGACGAUUACUAAACUAACAUUUAACAAAAUCACAUCAUUGAUGAGAAGAUUUUUUACGAAGUAUUGGUUUGCUUUCAAAAGUAGUUGUAUUUGGCAAUGGUUUAUGCGAAAUACUUCAACUAAGAUAGGUACGGUUGCAGAAAAUUCAAAUACCAGAGACCCUUUGAGGGACUUAACAAGAAAACUUAAUAAAUCGUCAAAAAUUACAAAAGCUAUAUGGCACUGAUUGAGAAGGAAUAUACAUGUUGAUUUUUUUAGAGUACAUGUGCCACUCUUUUUUCAAUUUUGUUCCGUUUUGAAUAAUACAGAUUUUUUUGA
This is a messenger RNA of Lineus longissimus, 6394 nucleotides long. Its product is annotated as dymeclin-like. The record is from RefSeq and is a predicted model, not a curated record. The transcript is spliced from 15 exons. Gene Ontology annotation, cellular component: Golgi apparatus. The coding region runs from base 153 to 2252 and encodes 699 amino acids. NCBI's taxonomy places the organism in Eukaryota, Metazoa, Nemertea, Pilidiophora, Heteronemertea, Lineidae. Gene Ontology annotation, biological process: Golgi organization.